Microsporum canis CBS 113480 is the source of this 564-nucleotide messenger RNA. RefSeq names its product Coa1p. The record is from RefSeq and is a predicted model, not a curated record. The transcript has 2 exons. Gene Ontology annotation, biological process: mitochondrial respiratory chain complex IV assembly. The coding region runs from base 1 to 564 and encodes 187 amino acids. Gene Ontology annotation, cellular component: mitochondrial inner membrane. Lineage: Eukaryota; Fungi; Ascomycota; Eurotiomycetes; Onygenales; Arthrodermataceae.
AUGACUUUCGUACGGGCUCUGCGGCGCCAUCGGCCGCUACCGAAACCCAAUGUCUUCACCCGCACAUCGACAUCUCCUCGCCGGACUCUUAUUAGCGCUCCUCAGCCAAAUAGCGGCCCCCUACUUUCACGCAGAGCAGACCGGGAACUACCUUCACUCGGCUCCCAUGGGCGGUGGCUACGCACUAUACCAAUAUUUUUUGCAAUAAUUGGCAUUUCUAGUCUCGCGAUAUUCAAUUAUCAGAAGUCUUCGUCGAGCAUUGUCAGCAGUACGCUCUAUGCACUACGCCAUUCACCCAAGGCUCGAGAGCUUCUCGGCGAUGAGAUAUAUUUUGCACAGCAAAUACCAUGGAUAAGUGGAGAGAUGAACCAGCUUCAUGGUCGUAUUGACAUAUCGUUUUGGGUGAAAGGAACUCGCGGAAAGGGAAAGAUGCGGUUCAAGAGUACACGAGAGAGCAGAUUGGGCCGUUUCAAUACUGAAGUCUGGAGUCUUGAAAUGGAAGACGGUACGGCUGUGCCGUUACUCAACCAAACCGAGGAGGACCCCUUCCGAGGUGCAAUAUAA